Huiozyma naganishii CBS 8797 is the source of this 1497-nucleotide messenger RNA. RefSeq names its product rRNA-binding endoribonuclease (gene NOB1). Gene Ontology annotation, molecular function: RNA endonuclease activity. Gene Ontology annotation, biological process: maturation of SSU-rRNA; ribosomal small subunit biogenesis. The record is from RefSeq and is a predicted model, not a curated record. Gene Ontology annotation, cellular component: preribosome, small subunit precursor. Lineage: Eukaryota; Fungi; Ascomycota; Saccharomycetes; Saccharomycetales; Saccharomycetaceae. The coding region runs from base 1 to 1497 and encodes 498 amino acids. The transcript has a single exon.
AUGUCUGGAAUUGGGGGUGCUGCUAAUGUGAGGGCUUUGGUGCUCGAUGCGACACCGCUGAUAACACAGUCGUACUCGCACUAUCAGAAUUUUGCAGAGGAUUUUUACACGACGCCGACAGUGUUUGCGGAGAUCAAGGAUGCACAGGCGCGGAAGAACCUGGAGAUCUGGAAGAGUCUGGGCACGCUGCAACUGGUGCACCCGAACGAGGCGUCGAUUAAGGCCGUUUCCAACUUCGCAAGACUUACCGGUGACUACUCCGUGCUGAGCGCAAACGAUAUCCACAUUCUGGCGCUGGCUUAUGAGCUUGAGUGCAAACUGAACAAAGGUGAUUGGAGGUUGAGAAGGAAGCCAGGUGACGUCCUUGGGAAGCAGGCGGAAGCGUCCGGUGAGCAACCCAAGAAACAGGCUCAGGAACCCGCACCAGUGAAGGAUGAGUCUGCGCAGAAGAAGAAGCCCAGAAGAAGAGGUGGGAAAAAACAGAGAGAGAAGAGGCUAGCUAGAGGUGAGGACGGGUCCGCAGCUGGAGCCACGAUGGAGGAGCAAUCAAACACUCCAGAUGCAGCUGCUACUGUGGAACCUGUCAAAGAAGAAAAACUCGCUGCCACUUUGAAGUCGAUCGAGAAGGAACAGCCCGCUCAACGUCCCAGUGAUCUCCAGGAGGACUCAGAGAUUGCUCAAGAUAGCGAGCUCGCUGGUUUUGAAACAGUGGGCAAGAAGACAACCAAAACUGACACCACACUUGGUGAAGACUACUGUGAUGAGGACGACGAUGGUGAGUGGAUAACACCAGAUACGUUAACGGAGGCUAUAAUCAGAGACAGCGGUGAGGACACUACUGGUUCGCAGAACGUGGAGGCUACCGAGAAGCAGCGCCAGAAUGCGUUGAGUUCUCCCAAGAAUCAGGUCGCUCUUGCCAGUGGUGAUUUUGCAGUGCAGAAUGUUGCCUUACACAUGAACUUGAACUUGAUGAACUUCAUCUCCGGGCUAAGGAUCAAACGGUUAAGAAACUACAGGCUGAGAUGCCACGCAUGCUUCAAUAUGUUCCCACUGCCCAAGAACGGGAAGCCUAAGCAUUUCUGUCCCUCCUGUGGUGGACAGGGCACGUUGUUGAGAUGCGCCGUCUCCGUGGACAGUGAGACCGGGAAAGUGACGCCACACUUGAAGGCAAACUUUCAGUGGAACAACCGUGGUAACAAGUUCUCGAUGGCGAGUCCACUAUCGAAGAACUCCCAGAAGAGAUACGGGAGCAAAGGGUUUGUCCAUGUCAAGCACAAGCAGGACCCUCUCCUGCUGAGAGAGGACCAGAAGGAAUACGAGCAAAUGAUGAAGCAGGAAGAUUGGACGCGUAGGCACAACGAGAAGGUGCUCAAUAACUGGAUUGGUGGUGGGUCCGCGGACAACUACAUAUCGCCCUUCGCCAUCGACGGCCUGAAACACCAUAGUGUCCGCGUUGGCAAGGGCAGGUACGUCAACAGCAGCAGAAAGAGGAAAUAG